AUGCUUACAUGCUACUUCUAGGCUACAAGAAAGGCUCUCGUGAAACUGGUGGUACGUACGAGGCCGCCACCACUCGCCGUUUCAAGAAGGGUAGGACAGAGGCCAUCCGGGUCGUCUCUAAUGAAGUACGACAGUGGUUGGACGUGAUGAGAGACGCAUCUUCCAGUACUUCUGAUCGUAAAGCUGGUCUGGUUACGGCCUUGAAGAAGCAUAUCAGUGAUGCCAAAGAUGCGGGUAUGGGAAUGGGCAUUGACCGACACUUGUUGGGUUUGAGAAUGUUGGUCCAAGAGCACGACGGAGAGAAAGCCCUCGAGCUGUUCAAUGAUCCAUUGUUCCAACGAUCCAAGAAGUGGGUUUUGUCGACCUCUGCCAUCUUCUCCAAACAUUUCCCUGUUUAUGGAUGGGGAGAGGUUGUUCCUGACGGAUUUGGUGUCGCUUACAAGACUGGCUUUGAUGAUCGUCUGCAGUUCACCAUUACUUCUCGGAAAGAGAUGGAUAAUGUCGGGUUUAUUCGAGAAAUUGAACAAGCCGCGAAGGACCUGAGGGCUUUAUUCAAGGAGGAGAAGCCGGGCUCUCCAAUUCCUCCUUCCAGGAU
This is a messenger RNA of Acaulospora colombiana, 595 nucleotides long. NCBI's taxonomy places the organism in Eukaryota, Fungi, Glomeromycota, Glomeromycetes, Diversisporales, Acaulosporaceae. The record is from the annotation of a GenBank genome assembly.